Molecule: messenger RNA, 1074 nt
Organism: Lampris incognitus (smalleye Pacific opah)
Lineage: Eukaryota; Metazoa; Chordata; Actinopteri; Lampriformes; Lampridae
Product: protein limb expression 1 homolog
Exons: 6
Coding region: 1-1074 (357 amino acids)
Biological process (GO): autophagosome maturation
Cellular component (GO): cytoplasm
Source: RefSeq, a predicted model, not a curated record
AUGAGCAGGGAGAGGAAGAUUCAAGACAGCUCUAUGAUGUCACACCAACCGAACACGGAGGUGGACACUGGCCCCAAAGACUUGAAUGUAGUGGCCAUGCUUCAUCACUUCUGGAAGAAAAAACAGGUAAGCCAGCAAAGUGGAUCUUCCUUGGAGUCAGAUGGCUCUACGAGAGAUCCAGACGCCCAAUCAGAAAGCUUGCUGCUGUAUGAGUCUGCCCCUUCCCCUGGUCCUCCCUAUAUCUGCUAUGUGACCCUACCAGGAGGCAGCUGCUUUGGAAACUACAAGGUAUGUGAGACACAGGCGGAGGCACGUAGAGAUGCAGCUCGUGUUGCUCUGAUGAACUCUCUGGUAAAUGAGCUGCCAUCUCGACGCAUCAGCCCUCAGUUUAUCGCCCAGAGCCUGCAGCAGGCAGCCACGGAAAGCGCUGUGAGUGUUGAGGACGCGUGUGACCCACGCACCAGUAUAGGAACCUACAAUCUGCUGCUCGGUUCCUCUAUUGGAAAGACCAUGCUUGAGUUCCAGGAGAUGAUGACAGUGUUUCAGCUGCUACAUUGGAACGGCACGCUAAAGGCUCUGAGGGAGAGACAGUACUCUCGACAGAGCGUGAUUGCCUACUACUCUCAUCGAGGACUUGAUGAGUACAUGCGCAGCAGCAUGGCUCUGGACUGGCUGGGACACGAGCAAAUGUCACCAGGAUGUCUUGGGGAGGAGCUACAAGUGGCACAGAGGGAGCUGGCUUUGGCCCGGCGGCGAGGCACAGAGCUGCGUUUCUUCAAGGAGAAAACAGAGAUUCUGCGCUUGGCACUGAGCCAGGCAUGCACACACCAAACCCAGGACCUCCCGGAACAAGCACCGAGUCAUGCGUACAAGGUGGAGCAACAUACUUUACACCAGCUAUACAACAAGGAUGCCUCGGCCCGGAUAACCCCUCCUCACAGUCCUUCUCCAACCUUGGAUAGAAUCGCCCAGCACAUAGUGCACCUACCCAUUGGCAAACCAAAACAACUGGCCUCCCGCAGCCCUGCACCCUGCUCACAGCAAACUCAUGUGCCUUUGACCUGCCAUGAAUAG